AGCCACUGCUCCUGUCCAGCCCACAGAGGCUCGGAUGAGGAAGUAGCUACACUGAUACGUGCGCUGAGAAGGACAGCAACCAAACACAAGUUUCCCCCCCUGUCCCUGGAGUGCCAGCAGCCAUGAAGCUUCGACUGCACUUUGUGGUGGACCCCAUGGGCUGGCUGUGCAUCAGCAUGGUGUUUGGGAUCUGGCUCUACAACACUUUGUUCAUUCCUCAACUGGUUCUACAUCCACACUACAACGAGGGACACAUCCCCUGGGCUAUCGUCGUUUGUUAUUACAUCGCAUCGACCCUCUGCUUAGCGGCCCUAUUCAGAGCUUCCACAGCAGAUCCCGGCCGUCUUCCUGCGGACCCCCACAUACCUCACGCUGAGCGAGAGCACUGGGAGUUGUGCAAUAAGUGCAACCUGAUGAGACCCAAAAGGUCCCACCACUGCAGUCGUUGUGGCCAUUGUGUGCGAAGGAUGGACCAUCACUGUCCUUGGAUCAAUAACUGUGUGGGAGAAGACAACCACUGGCUCUUCCUGCAGCUCUGUUUCUACGCUCAGGUGCUCAGCUUGUUCACCUUGGUGCUGGACUUCUGCCAGUACUACUACUUUCAGCCGCUUUCAGGACAAGACCAGGGGAAGUUUACAACACGCCAUGAACUGGCUCUGCUGCGAGUCUCGACGCUCAUGGGUCUGGUCAUGUUUGGUGGCAUGACCAGCAUGUUUUACACUCAGUUGAACGGCAUCCUCUCUGAUACUACCACCAUCGAGAAAAUGGCUCAGUUCUCAAAUGAAAUAUAUGGCUCAAAGAAAUCUUGGCAGUGGGCGCUGGCUGAAGUUUGCGGCACUCGCUGGAAACUCCUGUGGCUCAUGCCGCUCCGAAGCAGAGAGCCGAUCCAAGCCAGCCACCACUUCCGCACCCACGUGUAGGCCGGGGGCGCAUCUGGGGGGGGGGACGCCGUCGUCCCGAUGAAGCACUCGACGCACAAGUUGGAAUCCAUCCGCUCGCCUUCUCCGACCUCUUUUGUGCUCCGAGAGCUGGGCAGCCGUCUUGGUCUCCGGAAAACUCUUUAUAAUGUUUUAGAUUUUUUUAAAUUAUUAUUAUUAUUUCUUUUGUUUUUGUGCCUUUUUCCUCCACAAGGCCCAGUAAACCGGGUCAAGAAACACCCAUGGGAGCGAUGGGGAAAAUGUUGCUUUUUUUACUCAGUGACUGAUACUUUAAGCAUUUUGAAACCACUUUUAAUGGCUAAUUGCAUCAGAAGGAUGGAAGUCUUUACCCGAAAGCAGCUGGCGAAAGGGACCCCUCUCAGGUUACUUUGACAAAGAGCCUUUACUACUGACCUGUAAUCAGCUGCAGGCCGAACCAGUGUGUCUAUUAGGAAGGCCGUUUUUUGUAUAAGGUUUGUGCCUUGUUUCUUUUACUGUAACUAUGUCAAGUUUUAUUUGUCAUGCAUGCGCAGAGUAUUUGUUUUUUUAAGACGUCUUACUGGCUGCUGAUCUCUUCUGAAGGGAUCUGCAUUCAUUUGGAUGAUUCCUGAAUGUUAUCUCGUAUUGUUCGACGGCCGUUUUAUCUCACGAAGUGACAUUUUUAUUAAGCGUGGCCACAGAACAAAGUUCACAUCACUCCAAUACUGAUAUUCUUCUACGACGCAUGAACAGCGAGCAGACGGUAACACUUCGCCGUGCUCAUAGUUUAACGGUAGUCACAACUUUUGUGCUGUCAAUCUUCGGAGGUACGUGGAGACAAACCUGCUGUAUAAUCAAGCCGUUUCUCUGAGGAUAAAAUGACAUUCCACGGCCAAUAACCUGGAGUGAAAUCCUCAUUGAGGGAGUUUGAGUGUCACAUACUGUCAAAGAUAUAUUAAUACAGCUUAAAUUACUCGGUUCACCUCAAAAGAACUUUUGGGGAGUCACACCCUGAUUGGCUUUCUCGCCAAGAGUCCGAUGAGAAAGUCGAUACUCUCCUUCCAGAAAGUGAUAUCGAGUUAAUCAUUCAACUCUCGGGCAAGAAAAGCAAACACCAGUAACUCCUUUUACACGGGCCCGUGUGGCUCGGUCCACCACAGCACUGACCAUGCAAUGGCACACCGUACUUCUGAACACGUUAAUUGUGCGAUAUAAUUUGUGAUUUUAGUGCUGCAGCUGUCAUAGUUACGUCCUAAAUGUGUCAGAACCAGUGGUUUUAUAAAUGCAUAUUUUAAUCGGUGAUGCAACCAGUCACAUAUUGGUGUGGUGACGCCCAGCGAGUCAACACGUGACACACCACUGAUGCUUUAUGAUGGUUUGCUGUAACGCUAUGCUGCUGUUUAGAGACUCUAUUGAAUUCUUCAAUGGGAUACUUAAGUAGAAGAGGAUUCAGUGCAUAAUAAUACUGGCAUAGCAUGGUUGUCAUCGUCUUUAAUACUUGGCAAUCGCAUAGAUACACCCGUACGUAAACACAGCUUGCCACAUGUGGGAAAUAUAACAAUAUCCAAGUAGUUUUAAGUGCCUUUUCUAGGUCUUCUUUUUACCCUCACGGUACGUCACCAUCAUGCCGGUCGCCAUAAAAGCCAAAGACCCGGGGAAAUGUCGGAAUAGUCAGCAGUGGAUGCAUGUUUCACCCAAUUUGGGAGGGUAGCAGAUUAAAUAUUAUGCACUUAUUGUCCCACGAGCACACGGUCUGUGGCACUUGAAGGAACGCCUCCACUUACAGUUGUUGUGUUUUGUGUGUAACUUCUGUUUUACUCGUAUCUGAAAUUGGAUGGUUUGCAUUUGCAUUUGCAUGAGUGUGUGCUGAUGACUUUGGCUCAGUGGUUUUUUAUAACAGAUUCAGGUUCUUGGGUGUUUGUGUGGUUGGUUUGUUUGUUGUUUGUUUGUUUGGGAUAAUGGGUGGGCAACGGGCUUGUGACUGGCAUACUGACAGUUUCCAUCCAGUUUCUUUUUUACGACUACAUUUUUUGAAAGCAAUAAGCAUCGUGUAUACGUAAAGCCAUCUGUGUUGUUCCAGCAUUAGUGAACAUAUGUGAUUGUUGUGAAGUAUUUGAACCGGCUAGAGUUUCCCUCAGCUCCCCAGGGAGUAGCAGAUUUAAACAUGUCGGUACUUCAAAUUAACACUACUGUCGCUGCUGUGUAUAGUUGUACAUGAUAUCCUCCUAAUUCACCUGAGGUUAGAAAUAGAGAAACACACUUGAUUGGAUUGGAAUCGAGAGCUGCAGGAGAGCUUCAGAGGGGCUGUGCACGGCUCACUGUCUUCCUCUCUCAGCUGUUCGCGGGCGUCCCUCAGGGCUCUCAGCCUGGAUCUGUGGACUUUAUUUUUUAUUUUUGUUCAGACCUCAAACACUGGAGCGGUUACGUUUCGUGAAUUAAAUGAAUACGCCAUACAUAUUGUUAUCCAUUUCUUUAUGUGUAGAAAGCAUAUGAAAUGAAAUAUAAGGAAUGGAUUCAUUGUGAUUAUAUAAAAUAUAUCGGUAUUCAUAUUCUAAUAAAUUGAGUUCUGGAUAAGUUUGAA
Pseudoliparis swirei is the source of this 3477-nucleotide messenger RNA. RefSeq names its product zinc finger DHHC-type palmitoyltransferase 21 (gene zdhhc21). Gene Ontology annotation, biological process: peptidyl-L-cysteine S-palmitoylation; protein targeting to membrane. Gene Ontology annotation, cellular component: Golgi apparatus; endoplasmic reticulum. Gene Ontology annotation, molecular function: protein-cysteine S-palmitoyltransferase activity. Lineage: Eukaryota; Metazoa; Chordata; Actinopteri; Perciformes; Liparidae. The record is from RefSeq and is a predicted model, not a curated record. The transcript is spliced from 8 exons. Bases 123 to 920 code for a protein of 265 amino acids.